Messenger RNA from Populus trichocarpa (black cottonwood), 2541 nucleotides. Its product is annotated as glucomannan 4-beta-mannosyltransferase 2. Gene Ontology annotation, molecular function: mannan synthase activity. Lineage: Eukaryota; Viridiplantae; Streptophyta; Magnoliopsida; Malpighiales; Salicaceae. Bases 441 to 2054 code for a protein of 537 amino acids. The record is from RefSeq and is a predicted model, not a curated record. Gene Ontology annotation, cellular component: Golgi apparatus. The transcript has 9 exons.
CCCUCUCACAAAACCCCUUCUGCUUCUCCCUCUCUCCCAGCUCUGCCUCACCUCUGUUCUGCCCCUGCUUCAUUAGAUCAAAAGAAACAGAAGCAUUGGAUGGCACAGAUUGUGAGAGAGGAGAGGCAUUGAAAGAGUGAAAAGUAAAGGUUUGUUGUUCUUUCCUUUUAAGGAGAGAAAGAGAGAGAGAAGAAACAGGAAUACUUGAACUGGGGUUUUAUAGCAUUUAACCAAGUUUUCCUUGUAAUCAUAGCUCUGUUCCAAAUAUAUAUACAACCUUUAUUUCUACCACAUUGCUGAGAAUCCAAAAAUCCCAUACAAGAAACAAAUUUACUGUUUCUUUUUUGUACUCGUCUUGAUUGUUCUUUCUGCCAAUUUAGCGUAUCCCCUGUUUUUCCUCUGUUUUUCUCUGCUCUUUUGGGAUAGAGAGAGACAGAGAGAUGGCUGAAGUUUCGCCGAAAGUCAUGAUACCUGAAUCAUUUCAGUUUCAGGUAUCAAGUUCUGAUAUUGCAGGUCAGCUUACACUCAUCUGGGAGCUACUCAAAGCACCAUUGAUAGUUCCUUUGUUGACACUUGGGGUUUACAUUUGCUUAGCCAUGUCACUCAUGCUCUUCAUGGAGAGAGUUUACAUGGGUAUUGUCAUAAUCCUUGUUAAGCUCUUUUGGAAGAAACCAGACAAGCGUUACAAAUGGGAGCCCAUGCAAGAUGAUUUGGAAUCUGGCAAUCUUAACUUCCCUGUUGUUCUUGUUCAAAUCCCAAUGUUCAACGAAAGAGAGGUUUACAAGCUAUCCAUUGGUGCAGCCUCUAAUCUUUCCUGGCCAGCAGAUCGUCUUGUGAUCCAAGUCCUGGAUGAUUCAACUGACCCUGCCAUCAAGCAAAUGGUGGAGCUAGAGUGUCAAAGAUGGGCGAGCAAAGGCAUAAACAUAAGGUACCAAAUCAGGGAGAACAGAACAGGCUACAAAGCUGGUGCUUUAAAAGAAGGCCUAAAGAGAAGCUAUGUUAAACACUGCGAAUAUGUUUGCAUCUUUGAUGCUGAUUUCCAGCCUGAGCCUGACUACCUCCGGCGUGCCAUUCCUUUCUUGAUCCACAAUCCUGAAAUUGCCCUCGUUCAAGGUCGCUGGAGAUUUGUGAAUGCAGAUGAGUGCUUGUUGACAAGAAUGCAAGAAAUGUCUUUGGAUUAUCAUUUUACUGUGGAGCAAGAAGUUGGGUCAGCUACUCAUGCAUUCUUUGGCUUCAAUGGGACUGCUGGGGUAUGGAGAAUUGCGGCCAUUAAUGAGGCUGGUGGGUGGAAGGACAGAACUACAGUGGAGGACAUGGAUCUUGCAGUCCGAGCUAGUCUCAGGGGCUGGAAAUUUCUCUACCUUGGUGACCUCCAAGUAAAAAGUGAACUUCCAAGUACAUUCAAAGCUUUCCGGUUCCAGCAGCACAGGUGGUCCUGCGGUCCUGCUAAUCUGUUCAGGAAAAUGGUUAUGGAGAUUGUUAGAAAUAAGAAAGUUAGGUUCUGGAAAAAGGUCUAUGUGAUCUACAGCUUUUUCUUCGUUCGCAAGAUCAUAGCUCACAUGGUGACCUUCUCCUUCUACUGCGUUGUACUUCCAUUAACUAUUUUGGUCCCUGAAGUCAAGGUUCCGAUCUGGGGAGCUGUUUACAUUCCUUCUGUCAUUACCAUUCUAAAUUCAGUAGGAACUCCAAGGUCAAUUCACUUGUUGUUUUACUGGAUCCUUUUCGAAAACGUUAUGUCUUUGCACCGGACUAAGGCAACGUUCAUCGGUCUGCUUGAAGCAGGGCGAGCCAAUGAGUGGGUUGUCACUGAAAAACUAGGAAACACACUCCAGAAAGCAGCAGAGGCUAAGAAAUCAAACCCCAAAGCACCCAGAAAAUUCCGAUUCAAAUUUACGGACAGACUCAACACAUUGGAACUGGGAUUUUCAGCAUUCCUUUUCUUGUGUGGAUGCUAUGACUUUGUUAAUGGAAAGAACUGCUACUUCGUCUACCUUUGGCUCCAAACAGUCACCUUCUUCAUCACUGGAAUUGGAUACGUUGGUACCAUUAUUUAAUAGCUCUUAGCAGCAGCAGCAGCAGCCAGAGUGACGCACAAAAACAGCAAAACCCUCUUUGUGCAUGUCAUGCUGCCAUUUGUGUUUUUAUUUUUUCUCCUCUACAACACAAUAUAUAAUUAAUUGGGGGAUCUGUGAGCAACAUUUGAUUGCAAUUCCUGCCAUUUCAGCCCAUUCAAGGAAACAAAAAAGGUCAUUCAACAUGAUUGGCACAAAAGUCAUAGCCAAUGCCUUCAGAAGACUUAGUGUGAAUCAUUCUAGUGAAAGUAGAAAAAUACCAAAAAGAGAUGCUGUUAUUGUGGAAACACACCAUACAGAUUCAAGGAGAAAGAAGCGUCAGAGACAGCAUUAGGCAACAGGAUUGUUAUUUCAAUUAAAUAGAUUGCUUGUAAUUGUGAGAUUUUGUUCCUUUUCCCCAUUGUUCCUUCUGCUUAGUUUAAGAGAAUAAGUUGAAGCAAUGAAAUGGUGUAUUUGUUGUCAAAGUUAA